AUGAACGUUAACGUCCUCACCGUCAUUAGCCCCGACGAUGGAAAGCGGUUUAGACUCAACAUUAAAGGGGACAUUGGACGAGUGACGAUUGGACGACUGAAGCAGUGCCUUGCCACAGCCACCUCAUGCUCCGUUCCCGCUGCGGAUCAAGUUAUCAAACUUAGCGGCACCCCGCUCGCCCGGGACGAGGAAGUGUGUGCCGCCUACGGCAUUGUGAAUGGUUCCACCCUCACUCUGGAGCAUCGCGCUAACGUCGACCCGACGACCAACCACACCGCAUCCUUUCUUUCCCCCCACCGUCAGGCGCUGGAGUACCAAACCAUACGCCAGCAGGAGGAAAUUGUUGGUGACGAAGUGACAAGGUACGAUAACACGCUUCUAGGAAAAAUUGACCGACUACAGGAUCAGGUGGAGGCAGCAGAGAGGAAGAAGGAAAAACUUCAGCGAGAAAAGGAGAAGGCAGAGCGGGAGUUGGAAACGGUUCGUAAACAGGAGGAGUUUGCUGAGAAGGAAAAACAACGUUUGACUCAGCUGCGACAGAGCGAGGUACAGCGUGCAGCUCGGCGCGCAGCAGACUUGGCUACACGACGUGAGUUGCUCAAAGCGGAAGAGGAAGCGACUCGAGUAGUGACGCAGCGGAAACUUGAUAACGAGCGCCGCAGGGCGCUGCUGGAGCAACAACGAGCCAUGUACACAGCGGAGAGGGAGCGUCUGGAAAAGGAGCGGAAAGAGUACGAGCGGCGGGCGAAGGAGCGUGAGGUGAAUAUUCGUGCGAAGGAGAUUGAAAUAGAGCAACAGGUUCUCGCGGCAGAACGCGACAAAAGAGAAGUGGAGUUGAACCGACUUGUGUCGCACCAAAAUCGAUUGUUGUACUAUGACCGUGUUGGUAGGCCGCCUCCACUCGAGUUGAUGCAUGCGGGGUUGAAGAGGGCAGGCUGGUCAGGUGUUGAUUUAUCGGAUUUGCCUUCCGCGGCGCUGAAUAGUAAAGAUGUGGUGUGGGGAAAACCCUACGACGUGAACGAUAAUGCUCCCACCCAGCAAUGUCAGUCAAAUCUAAAGCAAACACAAGAGCAGAGUGAAACCCGACAUUCACCUGGUCUAAUAAAGAGUGAAGACAAUGAUCAUGCCAGCAACCACCUUGACGACACUGUCCAAGAUGAGUCAUCUCUAACAAGGGAUGCCAGCAACGUGAUAAAAAAUAUGUUACCGUGCAAAAAUAAUAGUGUGCUGAAUCAUGGUAUUAAACUGUAUGAUGCGUGGAAAAACGCGGUUGAUAACCUAGUUUGCAUGGGGAGAGAUUUUGGCUUAGAGAAUGUGUUAAAGUUUGAUGAAAACAACACCUGUGUCAUAAGUGUUGACGGGCAGUACACUUUAUUAGUAACCUUUGAUGCAACAACAGAGAGGCUAUAUAUGUAUUCCACCCUCCUGGCAACCAUUCCACCCGACCCGGGUGUUCGACUGCGUGUCUACGAGUUUUUAAUGGAGGGGGCUUUACUAGGGCGAGAGAUGUGUGGCGGCGGCGUUGGGGCAUCCGUUAAGAAUGACUUUAUUCUCCUUUCCACCAGCAUAUACUUGCCUAUGAGCCUUCCCACAACCUUGAGUGCUCUCGCACCCCAGUUUGUGAUGUCUCUCAACAAAUGGCGAGAAAAACUUGCAGAGCUACUUAAGGAUGUGGAUGUGCAGCCCGUGACCAGUCUGGGUAAAAAUGGCCCCAGUACAGCAGAGAAUGCAAGUGAAUUAGAGUCGAGACGCAAGCCGCAGCAACACUUGCCCCGCCACACUACUGCAUCUCCACGUGGCAGCGGAACUCUCAGUACGAAAAAUGGUUCUGGUGGCUCAGUGAUUGGGGUAAAAGCAACGGAUAGUGUCACGAUCAAUGGUGUCUCUUCCCGUUAUAGUGAUGGGGUAUUAGUUGUGGAUGUAACAGGGCCUGCUGCUCUUGCUGGGAUAGAAAAAAAAGAUGUUAUAAAGCAGGUCAAUCACAAGCCUGUGACGAGCCUCCAGCAGUUUCAGCGUGAGGUAUCUCGUUUGCCUCCGGGUGUAAUGGUGCCUUUUGUUGUCGAGCGCAGCGGUGCGUUGCAGAGCUUCUCCGUCAGAGUAGGCGCAGCCUGA
Trypanosoma rangeli is the source of this 2112-nucleotide messenger RNA. RefSeq lists its product as uncharacterized. NCBI's taxonomy places the organism in Eukaryota, Euglenozoa, Kinetoplastea, Trypanosomatida, Trypanosomatidae. The record is from RefSeq and is a predicted model, not a curated record. Bases 1 to 2112 code for a protein of 703 amino acids. The transcript has a single exon. Gene Ontology annotation, biological process: protein secretion by the type III secretion system. Gene Ontology annotation, molecular function: protein binding.